AUGCGUUACUUCUUUCCUCUAGCCAUUCCUGCUAUAAUAGCAGCUCAAGCCGUAGCUCUUGAAACCAAACAACUAUUCAAUUUCUCCACCGCAGUUGCUAUCGAGAAUAGCGCCCUCCGGCCAGAUGGCAGCCUUCUUCUCACCACUUUCGACCAAGGUCGUCUCUACACUCUCAAUCCAUCCCUACCCAAUCCCCAAGCGGAGCUAGUCACGGCACUCCCCGGAGCCACUGCUCUCUGCGGCAUUGCAGCGAUCGACACCGACAAGUUUGCCGUCAUAGGUGGCAUUCGGGGCAACUACAGCUACACCAAUGAGACGAUAUACACCGUGGAUUUUAGCGUCAACCCCAUCAAUCCGACCAUACAAGUAGUUUCUCAGCUCCCCAAUGCCAUUAUGUUGAACGGCAUGGCCGCCUUACCAGCACAUCCGCAUGUGGUCCUGGCCGGAGACGCACGACUCGGGGCUGUAUUCCGCGUCAACACAGACACAGGCGCCGCAGAAAUUGCCUUCACAGACCCCUUGCUUACUGUACCUUCAAAUGCAUCCACCCCGAUUGGGGUGAACGGGCUGAAGAUUGCGGGCGGUUAUAUGUACUUUACAAAUACCGCAAGGGAGAUCUUUGCGCGGGUACCCAUUGAUGGCUUUGGAGAGAAGAACGGUGAUAUCGAAGUGAUUGCAACCCUGAAUGAUGCAGAUUUGUAUAAUUGGGACGACUUCGUGGUUCUAGAAGAUCUUGGUGUCGCCUUCCUGGCCCAGCCGGAUACUGCCAUAGCACAAGUUGCACUGGAAGGAGAGCAAAAUAUCAUUAUGGGAGGAGGGGACGAUCGUACGACGGUGGUAGGACCGACAUCGCUGGCAAUCACACAGGAUGGCAAGACCCUCUAUGUCACAACUCGAGGGGGCACGGUGAAUGGAUCUGUGUAUGCAUCCCUGGCCAUCCUGGCUAUUUCGAGCAUUCUAGAGGGACAGGAUAACCAGGGCGACCGCGACUCGUUCGAAGAAGCUUCACGGCUUUUGGCUGAGCUAAAAGACGCCGGGAAUUGUGUCGCCCCGGAAUAUUGCCACCACGUUGAGGUCAUUGAUGCUGUCAGAGAACUCUGGUGUACCCGGAAAUGGGGCACCGCCAACAUCCCAGCUGGCCCUGACUAUGCCGCGCGGGGGCCUCCUAUGGACCGAUUCAUCGCUUCAACAGCUCCAUUCCCAGCCGGCUCUUGA
This is a messenger RNA of Aspergillus nomiae NRRL 13137, 1215 nucleotides long. RefSeq lists its product as uncharacterized. The coding region runs from base 1 to 1215 and encodes 404 amino acids. NCBI's taxonomy places the organism in Eukaryota, Fungi, Ascomycota, Eurotiomycetes, Eurotiales, Aspergillaceae. The transcript has 2 exons. The record is from RefSeq and is a predicted model, not a curated record.